AAUGGGGGAGGCUCAUCCGUCCACGUGAAGCAUCAAGAUCAACGCAGUUGUCGAAUCGCUGUCCCGCUUUCAAGUUUCCAAAACCACUCCACUCCACAGCUUCCCUUCUUAAACCUUCUAUCCAGCCAAACCCCAUCCCUAUCGCCAAAGCCAAAUCUCACUUUCUUUGUGGUUUUAAUUUUAGAGACUAAAUGGCAGAUUGGGGGCCGGUGGUUAUAGCGGUGGUGCUGUUCGUGCUGCUCAGUCCUGGCCUCCUCUUUCAGAUCCCAGCCAGAUCAGGACGAGUCGUUGAAUUUGGGAACAUGCAAACAAGUGGGGCUUCCAUUUUAGUCCACGCCGUCAUCUUCUUCGGCCUCAUCACUAUCUUCCUCAUCGCCAUCGGCGUUCAUAUCUACACUGGCUAAACUCUGUUCUUCUCUUUAAUUUAUGCCCCUGUUAUCUGUACGUUUCUUUAUUGGCUUUUUUUUUUUCUUUUCCUAAUUUAUCGGUUGUUGUUACGAGACUUGUGAUUGAUACUGUAUCAUUGGGGUUUCAAUGUAAAAUUGGUUUAAUUUGAAACGAGAUCCUUAAAUUGAA
Messenger RNA from Benincasa hispida (wax gourd), 576 nucleotides. Its product is annotated as DUF3339-domain containing protein. Lineage: Eukaryota; Viridiplantae; Streptophyta; Magnoliopsida; Cucurbitales; Cucurbitaceae. The record is from RefSeq and is a predicted model, not a curated record.